AGGCGGAGGGAACAGGUUUCUCGUUUAUCGGAAAGCGUAAGGAUAGUUGAUCAUGCCUGAACCAGCCAAGUCCGCUCCAGCCCCGAAGAAAGGCUCCAAGAAAGCGGUGACCAAGACCCAGAAGAAAGAUGGGAAGAAGCGCAGGAAGACAAGGAAGGAGAGUUACGCCAUUUACGUGUACAAGGUGCUGAAGCAGGUGCACCCCGAUACCGGCAUCUCCUCCAAGGCCAUGAGCAUCAUGAACUCCUUUGUCAACGAUGUGUUUGAGCGCAUCGCAGGGGAAGCCUCCCGCCUGGCUCAUUACAACAAGCGCUCCACCAUCACCUCCCGGGAGAUCCAGACCGCGGUCCGCCUGCUGCUGCCUGGGGAGCUGGCCAAGCACGCCGUGUCCGAGGGCACCAAGGCUGUCACCAAGUAUACCAGCGCCAAGUAACUGCUGCCCCAUCUCCUGCCCUACUCCCAGCAACACAAAGGCUCUUCUAAGAGCCCCCACUCCCUCCCUAUAAGAUCUGUAACUGGUUAUUGGCUAUAGGAUGUCUGUGUAGAGUGAAUGAACGUUUAUUUGUGUGGAUGUUGUGGCUAAUGGAGAAAUACUGCUGUACAACAGCCAGUGACAUUGGCAUCAGAAAGAAUGUUUGGAGUACAAUUAUUUUUGGCGGUGCUAAAGCUGCUCUAAAGCGCAGGGAGAAGUUGGGCUGUGAGUAAGGUGCUUCCUAGAGGCUUCUGA
This is a messenger RNA of Xenopus tropicalis (tropical clawed frog), 727 nucleotides long. RefSeq names its product histone H2B 1.1. Lineage: Eukaryota; Metazoa; Chordata; Amphibia; Anura; Pipidae. The coding region runs from base 53 to 433 and encodes 126 amino acids. The record is from RefSeq and is a predicted model, not a curated record. The transcript has a single exon.